Molecule: messenger RNA, 2474 nt
Organism: Tigriopus californicus
Lineage: Eukaryota; Metazoa; Arthropoda; Copepoda; Harpacticoida; Harpacticidae
Product: metalloreductase STEAP4-like
Exons: 9
Coding region: 728-2407 (559 amino acids)
Biological process (GO): copper ion import
Cellular component (GO): plasma membrane; endosome
Molecular function (GO): cupric reductase (NADH) activity; ferric-chelate reductase (NADPH) activity
Source: RefSeq, a predicted model, not a curated record
GCGAUUUCAAGCGGAGAUUCAGCAUUGUUCAAUACAUACGUGUAAGCGAGCUAUCCCUUGGAGAGCUCUUGGUUUAGUAUCUCUUCCAACGUACAACGGAUUACAUACUACCAACCGAAGUAGCUUGUUUUCAAUCUCUAAAUUUGGAGAGGAAAAUACGGACUUCCACUACCAGAACAUUUCAAAUAGUUGUUCACCUCCUGAUCCUUGAAGAAGCAUUUCCGAAACGACGCUUUUGUCAACAGUUUUGAGUUUUUGAAUUGCGCGCCUAAACCUAUCCUUUCAUCCACGUUGCUCUCAACCAAAUCAUCCAACGUGGAACUUCUUGAGUGGAAUAAAUACACUUCCGUGAUUCCCAAAGCUCAAAUUAGCGUAACGCUCGCUUCCAGAUCCUCAGGAUCAGGGUUCACAAACUGUGACCACUUUCUUGACCCUUAGGUGAAAAUAUUGAACCAUUCCGCCUCCACUUUCAAAGUCUGAAGUAGUGUAUUAUUAAGCACUUCAAGAGGAGCCAAAGAUUCACACAGUCGCUCAUUUAACAAACGUAAAAGUGUCGGCGUUCAAGUGUGUAUGACGCACUCCCGUUGAAGAGGUACACUCUCGAACAAGUGGUUGAUUCGGAGGCGACCUUGAAUUUCACUUGCAAAAACCAGGUUUCUAUUCAACGGAAACUCCCAAGUUCGAGCCCGGACCCAAGAGAGGCAAGUUGGACAUUAAAUCAGGCAACAUGAAGGUGAAUGAAGCUUUCGAAGGCGAUAGUGGGCCAGAUGGCAGUGUGACUCUGAAAUCCGUGCAAUCUGUGAAAUCUCCGGAUUCCUUGGGAGGUGAUCAUCAAAUGUGGCAAAGUAAGAUGUUCAACCAAUCCAAUGAUCGCCAAGGACGUGGUGAGGCCAAGUUGGGUCCGGAAGACAGUUCCAACGACUCGAACAGCUCCCAAAGUGAUAUCUCCGCAUCCCAUGAGGACAUUCAAUCCAUGGAGAUGCUCAAAACUAAAGAAACCAUUGCUGUGAUCGGAAGCGGCGACUUUGGUCGAGCUCUCUCCGGUCGAUUGGUCCAAGCCGGUUAUGAAGUGAAUAUUGGCUCCCGAGAUCCCCAGAGAAACGCAGAAUUGGUGGAGAAGGUUGGCGCUAAUCCUCGGUUUCAAGAUGAGGCUAUUCGUUCAAGUGACGUGGUCAUUGUGGCUGUACCCAAACAUUUCUAUGAAGAUUUACCCACCAAACUUCUGGCAGGCAAAACCGUGGUGGAUGUGAGCAACCGAAACACGGUCCAAAGAAAGACGACUUUGUCUCAGGCCGAACAACUCCAGGCCUUGAUUCCCGAGGCUCAUGUGGUGAAGGCUUUUAACGUGCUCUCGGCCUAUGCUCUGGAAAGUGGAGGCUUGCAAGGAAGUAAAGAGGUAUUUUUGGCGGGAGACAGCCAUGAGGUCAAGGACCUUGUUACCGAUAUCAUUCGCCGCUGUGGAUUCAUUCCUGUGGAUAUGGGACUCCUUAUGGCUGCCCGCGAAAUUGAGGACAUCCCCGUUCAAAGGUUUUCCAAUUGGAAGCUCCCACUUAUCAUUUCCACCAUCACAUUCGUUUUCUUAUGGCUGUUGGGCUUCCUCAAAAUGCAGAUUUGUUGGACCUUUGAAUGGGGCGAUGGAACUUGGCAUUGGGAGAGAUUUAAUCAGCUUCCCAUGGAGACCCUGAAUAGGACAUUGUCUGUUCAUGCUCUGACACUUUUGGCCACGUGUUAUUUACCCGGGGUUCUGGCCGCGUAUCUGCAGUUGUUCCGGGGAACAAAGUACUCACGAUUCCCUGGUUGGUUGGACCAAUGGCUCAAGAUGAGAAAACAGCUGGGUCUACUCAUGCUGUUUUCGGCGUGUUUGCACGCUUGUCUAUCGGUGGCAGUGAUGUCGCCCACAUACCAUGAUCUGGUUUACGGCCAUCCCACUGAGAUCCUGGCCCAUACGAUGGAAGGCGAAGGCUGGGGACCCAAGACUCUGGUGGCCAAUCAAACUGUCAAAGUUUUCGGCGAGGAGAAAAUGAUGUGGAGAGGCGAAUUCUUCCUCACCACGGGAGUGCUGGCGUUUGCUUUGGCAGUGUUGUUGGGCAUCACUUCCCUGCCAUCCGUGACGGCCUCGAUGACUUGGAAAGAGUUUGCUUUUGUCCAGUCCAAACUGGGAUGGAUCUGUCUGAUAUUGGCUUGUGCUCACAACCUUUUCUACGGCUGGCCUUACAUAAAUUCCCCCAGUUGCCAUAUCCCAUCUUCGUUUCAGUAUGUGAUGUACUUGCCAGGUUUGACAAUGGUGCUCAAGAUCCCUUUGGUGAUGCCGUGUAUUUCCAAUCAUUUGGAAGCAAUUCGUGGCGGAUAUGAGAGAAGCCAAGGCGAAAAGAAGUUGUUGAAUAAAAACAAAGUGGAACAAGCUUAAUUGGUCAAUCCACAGUAUCCACAGUGAGCCCUAACAUCAACUUGACGAAGGCAGUCUUCUCUCCAGC